Messenger RNA from Zingiber officinale, 1129 nucleotides. Its product is annotated as MADS-box transcription factor 22-like. Gene Ontology annotation, cellular component: nucleus. Gene Ontology annotation, biological process: positive regulation of transcription by RNA polymerase II. The record is from RefSeq and is a predicted model, not a curated record. The transcript is spliced from 8 exons. Gene Ontology annotation, molecular function: RNA polymerase II cis-regulatory region sequence-specific DNA binding; DNA-binding transcription factor activity, RNA polymerase II-specific; protein dimerization activity. NCBI's taxonomy places the organism in Eukaryota, Viridiplantae, Streptophyta, Magnoliopsida, Zingiberales, Zingiberaceae. The coding region runs from base 170 to 901 and encodes 243 amino acids.
CGAGUUAAAAGCUGCAAGAAGGGAGCAGCGCCACAAUGCGUCCUCUCCCUUUCCGUCGCAGCUGCCCUUUCUGGCCUUCUCCGCGCCUUAAAAUCCGAUCGCGAGAGCCAAUUUCGCAGACCUAAAUCUCAGCUCCAAAUCAGCUAAUCGCGAGGCAGGUGAAUUGCUGAUGGCGAGGGAGAAGAUUGAGAUAAAGAAGAUAAAGAGCGCAACGGCGAGGCAGGUGACCUUCUCGAAGCGGCGCCGGGGGCUGUUCAAGAAGGCGGAGGAGCUCUCCGUGCUGUGCGACGCCGAGGUGGCGCUCAUCGUCUUCUCCGCCACCGGCAAGCUCUUUGAGUUCGCUAGCUCUAGUGUUAAGGACAUUCUUGAAAAACGCUGUACAGAUUCACAGAAUUUGCAGAAAGAAGAACAUCCAUACUUCGACUUAAAUAUAGAUGACAACAUCUAUGCAAGCCUGAGAUUAGAAGUGGCCCAGGAAAGCCUUCGAUUAAGGUAUCCUUUAUUAGUUUUAACUGCAGUACACUUAAAAUAUAUCUUCAUGCUAUAUAUUGUCAGGCAAAUGAGAGGAGAAGAGCUUAAAACUUUGACGAUCCAUGAGCUUCUACAUCUAGAGAAGAUCCUUGAAGAAGGAUUAACUCGUGUGCUCGAGAAAAAGGUCCAUCAAAUCAUGGAUCAGAUUAAUGAUCUCCGAGAAAAGGAAAAGCAACUGACAGGAGAAAAUGAGAGGCUGAAACAACAAAUGGCAAAGGAAGAGAAACAAGUAGUGACUGAAUCAGAAAACCUUACGUGUGAAGAUGGCCAGUCAGCUGAAUCAGUCUCUGAUGCUUUGCACUCUAGAACGCUUCUGGAUCGUGUCAAUGUUAAUUCAGAUACUACACUCAAAUUAGGGUUGCCAGUGUAAAAUUGGGUCUCAUUUCUGUUCAGGAGAAUACUUGAAAACAGAAACCAAAAGCUACGUAUUAAGUUGGAUCGAGUAUUAGUAAUGCUGCACUUUCUAUUCUAUAUAUAGUUAUGUAUGGACACUCUUAAUUAUAAGAACAUGAAAACUCUGUAGUUAAGUAUGUAUUUUGCGUAGAGUUCAUGUGAAUCAGUCUUGCGUUACUUGCAAUAAACUUUAUCGUUAUUAUUA